GAGGACGGGCGAGCGUGGCGGGAUGACGCACGGCCGGCAGCCACUGGCGUGUGGCUGCCUCCUACUCGCCCUGCUGACCACCCGCUCAAGGCAAGGAGGACACUUGGGGCAAGGAGGUAAGCAUGCGACUCUUGGGGCUCGAGGCAAGGAGGACACUUGGGGCAAGGAGGAGGAGGCAACCAGGCAGCACUUCAGCACUGCCCUCCACGCACCUCCUCUUCCCGCCUCUGACGCCCAACCUGACCUGCACUCUGUCCUCAUCCCCUUCCUACCAUCGACACUCAAGGAGGGGGGAGCGGCAGCGUGGACGGGAGUCAACACCGUCACCGACACGUCGGCGGGGGAGCAGCAGCUUGGAGGGUCAACACCGUCACCGACAUGUAAGUCUCUGCUUUGGCAGGUCGGCGGGGGAGCAGCAGCUUGGAGGGUCAACACCAUCACCGACAUUUUUCGUGAGCUCAAUUUCCCUACUUUCCUUCAUCUGUCUGUCUUGACUCUUUUUCCUGGAUUCUGCCUCUUCCAUUACACAGGAGAUGCAGCAGAGGCGGCGAGGGGCAGUCGCUUCUGCUCUUCUCUGUUGAUAUGCACAACAUGCGUGGGGAGCACUGAAGUGAAGACCCCCAACGGUGGCAUCAGGUGGAGUGCGGCAGGGGAGUGCUAA
This is a messenger RNA of Closterium sp. Naga37s-1, 661 nucleotides long. Lineage: Eukaryota; Viridiplantae; Streptophyta; Zygnematophyceae; Desmidiales; Closteriaceae. The record is from the annotation of a GenBank genome assembly.